CACACACACACUGCACGUUUAUUACGAGUCUAGAAGUGGCACAUGGACGCGAUACAGUGAAAUCUGUCCUGAAAUAUGGCGAACCCUCCCGUCACUGACAGCACACGGAACAGCCGAGAAGUUUUCUCGCAUUUUGCAUUUCAUUACGGCGAAGAAUAGAUAGUUGCCAUAUUUUUUGAGGUUGUAUAUCAACUAUAGUUUCACCAUACGCUUCUUCGGUUUCCACACGCGCAACUGUAAAUGCGGCUGCGCUGGCGACUCCCGUCUGAUCGGACACUGACAGCUGGAUAUUAUCAGCUCUUCAUGAGCUAAACACAGCGCUUCAGUUCACACAGACUGAGAUGGAAAAGCUGUCAACCCAUUACAGACAGCAGUAAGCGAGUAUAUUCAGUGAUUUAGAGGCGAUGGCAGCGUCCAGUAACUCAAGUCUGUCGGGUUCCUCCGUUUCCUCAGAUCCUGAAGAUUAUCAGCCACCAAUAUGGAAGUCCUACUUGUACCAGCUACAGCAGGAAGCACCGAGACCCAAGAGGAUCACAUGUCCUCAGGAGAUGGAGAACAGACCCAAGUACUAUGGUAGAGAGUUCCAUGGUCUGAUUUCCAGAGAGCAUGCAGAUGAACUGCUGGCAGGGAUUGAGGGUGCUUACCUCAUCAGAGAGAGUCAGAGACAACCGGGAACAUAUACACUUGCCUUGAGAUUCGGGGGCCAGACUCUGAACUAUCGUCUCUUUUAUGAUGGAAAGCACUUUGUGGGAGAAAAGCGUUUCGAGUCUGUUCAUGAUUUGGUUACAGAUGGCCUCAUCACUCUCUAUAUUGAGACCAAGGCAGCUGAGUACAUCGCUAAGAUGACCACAAACCCCAUUUACCAACACCUGGGCUACACCUCUCUCCUAAAGGACAACUCACUCACCAACCGUCUCAGUCGGGCCCGUUCUGAGACAAAAAGAGUUACUUUUCAACAAGAUGACAAGAUUUCACCAUCGCCACUGAGCAGACGCACAACACUUAAGGAUGGACCAGAGAAACACUGCCAUUACGAGAAGAUCCACAACUUUAAAGUGCACACUUUCAGAGGGCCACACUGGUGUGAAUACUGUGCUAACUUCAUGUGGGGUCUCAUCGCCCAGGGCGUGCGUUGUUCAGACUGUGGGUUGAAUGUGCACAAACAGUGCUCCAAACUGGUGCCCAGCGACUGUCAGCCAGACCUACGCAGAAUCAAGAAGGUCUUCAGCUGUGACCUCACCACACUGGUCAAAGCCCACAACACUACACGGCCGAUGGUUCUGGACAUGUGCAUCAAAGAGAUCGAGCACAGAGGGUUAAAAUCAGAGGGUCUCUACAGAGUGUCUGGCUUUACAGAACACAUAGAAGAUGUCAGGCUUGCGUUUGAUAGAGAUGGUGAGAAAGCAGACAUCAGUGCCAAUAUCUACCCAGACAUUAACAUUAUUGCUGGAGCUCUCAAGCUUUAUCUCCGAGACCUUCCCAUCCCAGUCAUCACAUACAACGUUUACUCCAAAUUCAUACUAGGAGCCCAAAUAACAGAUCCUGACUCCAGACUAGAGGCAAUACAUGAUGGCCUUCUUCAGCUUCCCCCUGCCCACUAUGAGACCCUGCGGUAUGUGAUGACACACCUGAAGAGGGUCACCAUGCAUGAGAAGGAUAAUUACAUGAAUGCAGAAAACCUAGGAAUUGUUUUUGGACCGACGCUCAUGCGGCCACCGGACCAGAACACUCUCACGACUCUCAAUGACAUGAGAUACCAGAAACUCAUCGUUCAGCUCUUGAUAGAGCAUGAGGAUAUUUUGUUUUAACAUGUUUGAUGGAGGAAAUCUGCGUUGUGGGGACCGAACACAGAAACGAAUUCAUUUCGCUAAUCCACUUUAUAAACCCUGUUCAUUUUACAAUGCAGCCUGCGGCAAAUGUAAAGAUAUUAUAUGUUUAUAUGUUUUCUCAUCAUGUCUGUAAUAAGACUUUGACACAUUUCACUCAAUGUGUUUUCCACUAAUGGUACAGUAUGAACAAAUGCUGUUACACAAAAUUUUGUUCAACAUUCAUGCUGAAUAGAGGCAUUAUUAAACAGAUUCAUGUUUUUUUUUUAUUAAUUCAUAGUACAGCAAGACACGUACUUUUCUCAUUGAUGCCAAAUAUUUAUGCAUCCCAAACAGCAGACAACUUCGGUCUGGAUCCGCACUGGAGCUACUGACUUCGGUGCUGAUCUGGUGCGGAUCUGGCGCAAAGUUGUAUGCUGUCUGGGAUUGACCUAAAUGCUCUCCAUGAUCAAGAGCAUAGCAUUGUGAAAAUGACAUAUUGUCAAGUAAUUCAAUGUAAAAAAAAAAAUCUAUUUUUUGGGGGGUUGUGAUGUUGUUAAAUGUAUAAUGUGUGCUAUAAUGACCAGACAAUGAAGAUCUCAUGUAAAGCACUUUUUAAUUUUACAAAGAGUGUAAAUAGUCACCAUAUUUUUGUUCAGUCUGUGUGAAUAAUGCUGUAUUUAAUCCUGAAAACAAUGGCCUGGUUUACAUAAACACUCAACAAAAUAGUUUUGUCAGCAUUAUUUAGUGGACAUUUAGCUCCCCUCCCAUUUAAAGAAUGAGACUAAACUAAAUUGCAUGGAUCCAUGGACAGCAGGGCCUAUAGGCUAGAAGCGAGAUAAUUUCCUAUGAAAACAAUGCUCAAGGGUACCAUUGUCUUGGUCUAGUUGUUUUAAGUUGUUUAUUUGAUUUAAGACUUUUCAACAGUUUUGUUUUUAGGAUGUUUUCUGUGACAAAUGUAAUUAUGGUUGUAAUUUAUCAAAAGCUGAUUUAUUAAAUUAUGUAAAUCUGUUAACUA
Paramisgurnus dabryanus is the source of this 2823-nucleotide messenger RNA. It is a transcript of the gene chn2, whose product is annotated as chimerin 2. Lineage: Eukaryota; Metazoa; Chordata; Actinopteri; Cypriniformes; Cobitidae. Gene Ontology annotation, molecular function: GTPase activator activity. Gene Ontology annotation, biological process: positive regulation of GTPase activity; signal transduction; regulation of small GTPase mediated signal transduction. The record is from RefSeq and is a predicted model, not a curated record.